Messenger RNA from Brassica napus (rape), 1742 nucleotides. RefSeq names its product protein WHAT'S THIS FACTOR 9, mitochondrial. Gene Ontology annotation, molecular function: RNA binding. The record is from RefSeq and is a predicted model, not a curated record. The transcript has 2 exons. Bases 100 to 1545 code for a protein of 481 amino acids. Lineage: Eukaryota; Viridiplantae; Streptophyta; Magnoliopsida; Brassicales; Brassicaceae.
CAAUUUUUUUUUUUUUUUGUUUUGUUAAAUCCUCCUUAAACCCUUCUCCAUUUCGUCUUCCCCCGAAACCCUAGAGCAACCAAACUCGCCGCCUCCGAAAUGAAAUCAAUCUUCCGCACCAUUUCCCUCCGCCGCCAACCCAACCGCCGCACCUUCUCCGACGCACCCGAAGAAACCUACAAAUUCGUAAGAGACAGAGGCCUCGACCACGCCGUCGAAAGAGAGAAGAAUCUCAGACCUCUCCUCAGCAUCAAAGACCUCGUCACAUCGGAGCCUUCCAAAUCGCUUCCGAUCUCCGUCAUCACAGCCCAAAGAGACUCCCUCCGCGUCCCCCUCCGCCCGAUCGAGUUCAUCCGAAGCUUCCCCUCCGUCUUCAGCGAGUCUCUCCCCGGAGGAAUCGGCGUCCAGCCUCACAUCAGCCUCACGCCGGAGACUCUCAACCUCGACGCCGAGGAGCAGCUCGUCUACUCGAGCGAGGAUUAUAAACAAGGAUUAGCUGAUAGGCUAUUAAAACUCCUGAUGAUAAAUCGAAUCAACAAGAUUCCGUUAGAGAUUCUUGAUUUGUUGAAAUGGGAUUUAGGUUUGCCAAAGGGAUACGUGGAGACGAUGGUUCCUGAGUUCCCUGAUUACUUCAGAGUUGUCAAAUCGAGGCUGAGAGGAUGUAGCGGCGAGCUUGAGCUUGUUUGCUGGAGCAAGGAGCAUGCUGUAUCUGUGCUCGAGAAGAAGGCGAAAGACUAUACCAAAGGCUCUCCGAUUGCUUUUCCGAUGAAGUUCUCUAACGGCUUUGUUGUUGACAAGAAGAUGAAGAGAUGGUUCGAUGACUGGCAGAAGCUGCCGUAUAUCUCUCCCUAUGAUAACGCGCUUCACCUCUCGGCGACGAGCGAUGAGUCUGACAAGUGGGCGGCGGCUGUUUUGCAUGAGAUCUUGAAUCUUUUCGUGUCGAAGAAGGUUGAGAAAGAUUUGGUUUUGCAUCUUGGUGAGUUUAUGGGGUUGAGGUCGAGGUUUAAGAGGGUUCUCCAUAACCAUCCUGGUGUUUUUUACUUGUCGAGUAAGCUUAGGACUCAUACUGUGGUUCUUAGGGAUGCUUACAAGAGGGGAGUGUUGGUGGAGGGGAAUCAGUUGGUGACGAGCCGUAACCGUUACAUGAAGCUUAUGAGUAAGGCUAAGAAAGAGAGCAAUGCAGUGUCUAGCAGGAAGAGAGAAGAUAAGGGGAAGGUAGAAGGAGAAGGAGAAGUCUGUGAGGAUGAGGCAAAGGGUGAGGAUGAUGUUGUUUCUGGUUCUGAAGUGGAGGAUGAGGGUGAAGAAGAUGUUGUUGAUGCCGACGAGGAGGAGGAGGAUGAAGUUGAUCAAGACCAGAGUCUGAAGCGUGGUCGUAGAAACACAAGUCCAAGAGGUGGUAGGAGGAGUUUUGGGAGUUUAGGUUCGGAGGAGAGGCCGCAUACAAGGUCAAGAGCAGGUAGGAGGAGUUUAGGGAAAACAGGUUCGCAGGAGAAGCCACGAUCAGGGCGCAACAAGGUCAAGUUAACGACAGAGAAGAGUAGCUAAAUGUCUUAAAGACUGAAUCAAUGUUUACUGGUGCCUGCAUGUUCAUCUGGUGGAUUUUGCAGAAUCAUGAUAUCAAGUAAUUGAAUUGCUAGCGUGUAUAAUUAUUUAAAACUACUGGAUCUCAGUCACUAACAAUAUCAAUGUAAUGAGUGUAAACACUUCUCUUGAGGUCUGUAUGAGUGAGAUAUCCUCGAGAA